AUGUUUCGAUUGUGCUUGCUCUUGACUCUCUGCUGCACAGGCAGCUGGAGCAUUGAAGUUGAACCUCAGCUGGAGCUGGUGCCGAUUAUCAAGUCGUUAGUUGAGCAAAAAAAUGAUGGCUCCUAUUUCUUUGCAUAUGAAGGCGCCGAUGGCAGCUAUCGCGAGGAGGUUGGCAUCGUGAGACGCUCCAGUAAACACAUGAGAGCUGCAGUUGAUGAAGAUGCUGCUGCUACAGAUGAUGAUGUUGAUGAUGAUGAUGCUGAAGCGGAGCUAGAAGUAUCUGGCGUUUAUCGUUACAUUGACAGUGAUGGGGAGCGUGUGGAGGUCAACUAUGUGGCUGACAAAAAUGGAUUUGUGCCCGUGGGCACAAAUAUACCCAAGGAAAUAACGGAGGUGGCCAGGAAUGCGGUAAAGUCACUCGAGGUGAGAGUUAAGUAG
This is a messenger RNA of Drosophila hydei, 438 nucleotides long. RefSeq names its product larval cuticle protein 1 (gene Cpr47Ed). Gene Ontology annotation, molecular function: structural constituent of chitin-based larval cuticle. Gene Ontology annotation, cellular component: chitin-based extracellular matrix. The coding region runs from base 1 to 438 and encodes 145 amino acids. Lineage: Eukaryota; Metazoa; Arthropoda; Insecta; Diptera; Drosophilidae. The record is from RefSeq and is a predicted model, not a curated record. The transcript has 2 exons.